AUGGCACCCGGCGAGUCGAAAGAUGAGCGCGACGAACGAGUGGCUCGACUUUGGACAACACUGGAUACCCGAAAAGAGGGAGGGAUCGAUCUUCAUGGCUUAAAGAAAGGUCUGAAGAAGGUUGAUCACCCUCUGAAAAAUGCCGACGGGUUGCUUCGCAGCAUUUUGCGCGAAGUUGACACGAACGGCGAUGGCCGUAUAGACUACGAUGAAUUUCAAGCUUUUAUAAACCACACCGAGUGCGGUCUUUGGCAGAUGUUCCAGUCUAUCGAUCGCAAUCAUAACGGCGAAAUCGACAAAACCGAGUUACGAAAUGCGUUUGCUCAGUCCGGGGUAACCGUAUCCAACGCAAAGCUAGACGAAUUUUUCUCCGAGGUCGACAAAAACAACGACGGGGUGAUUUCUUACACGGAGUGGAGAGAUUUCCUCCUCUUCUUGCCUUUACAUUCACCGUCGGAUCUUCGCGCCGUCUUGUCAUAUUACACAGCUACAGGAAAUCUCAACCCGGAAGGAGAUGUCCAUAUAAACGAACUACAGGGCCUAGGUACAGACUGCUCGUUUCCUAACACCUACCUCCUUGCCGUCAAGGCUCUUUUGUACAAUAUUCUCUCCCUGCCUGCCCUGGCCUCACUUCUUCCGUCAGCCGAUGCGCAAUCUGUCCUGCCCGAAGACUCGUCUUUGAGCAUUAGGAAGGAAUUCGCGUCGAUAGACGCUGACAUUGAGCUGGAGUGGUUGCCAAUCCCCAAAACCACCGCCAUGUGGAUGUCUUUCCGCCAUUAUGAACGGAAGUUGACCGAAAAUACCCCCCAAUUAGGCUACUUCGUUGCGGGCGGGAUAGCUGGCGUCGUGUCCAGGACGGCCACCGCACCUCUCGAUCGUCUCAAAGUUUAUCUUAUUGCAAAAACCGGCGUGCAGAAACAAGCUGUUCGGGCAGCAAAGGAUGGAGCUCCCAUAGCUGCGGCGGGGCAGGCCUCUAAAACGCUCUUAGACGCGUUGAAGGAAUUGUGGAGAGCCGGAGGUAUUCGGAGUAUGUUUGCAGGAAAUGGUCUGAAUGUAGUUAAGGUUAUGCCAGAGUCUGCGAUCAAGUUUGGAGCUUACGAGUCCGCGAAACGAACAUUUGCCAGGUUGGAAGGGCAUAAUGAUACCAAACGACUCAGGCCGACAUCACAGUUCUUAUCAGGUGGUAUUGGUGGAAUGGUCGCGCAAUGUUUUGUUUACCCACUUGAUACAUUAAAAUUUCGCAUGCAAUGUAGUACUGUUGAAGGUGGCUUGAGAGGCAACAAGCUUAUUAUCGCCACUGCAAAGAAAGUGUGGAACGCCAACGGACUUUUUGGAUUCUUUCGCGGACUUCCUCUUGGCCUAAUUGGAAUGUUCCCCUAUGCUGCCAUCGAUCUCACAACAUUUGAAUACCUCAAACGAGCUCUCCUUGCUCGACAAGCACGCAUGAACAACUGCCACGAAGAUGAUAUUCCUCUCAAUAACGUUGUCACUGGUGCCAUUGGUGCAACCAGUGGAGGCCUGAGUGCCUCGGUCGUCUACCCCUUGAACGUCCUUCGCACCCGAUUACAAGCCCAAGGAACUGCUCUACACCCCGCUACCUAUACCGGUAUCGGCGACGUCGCACGCAGAACCCUUGCAGCCGAGGGACCUCGAGGGCUCUACAAGGGCCUUACUCCCAACCUCCUCAAAGUCGCACCGGCAGUUUCCAUCAGCUACGUGGUUUACGAGAACUCGAAGCGAUUCCUUGGCUUGAAAUAA
Molecule: messenger RNA, 1758 nt
Organism: Penicillium angulare
Lineage: Eukaryota; Fungi; Ascomycota; Eurotiomycetes; Eurotiales; Aspergillaceae
Product: calcium-binding mitochondrial carrier protein
Exons: 8
Coding region: 1-1758 (585 amino acids)
Biological process (GO): transmembrane transport
Molecular function (GO): calcium ion binding; ATP transmembrane transporter activity
Source: RefSeq, a predicted model, not a curated record